Molecule: messenger RNA, 594 nt
Organism: Fraxinus pennsylvanica
Lineage: Eukaryota; Viridiplantae; Streptophyta; Magnoliopsida; Lamiales; Oleaceae
Source: the annotation of a GenBank genome assembly
AUGGCUGAAUCAAGAUCCAGCCCAGAAAAAGAUGUGAAAGCGCCAAGUGUAUUUGAUAGGGCUAAGGAAGAGAUUGUGGCGGUAUUUCACCAUGAGAAGAUCCCGAAUCAUCGUCACAAGGAAACUCAUGGACUGCGUAGUGACCUCAAUGAGGACACAUCUAUGAGUGAUGUCAAGGCUCCAAAUGCAUUUGAAAGAGCAAAGGAGGAAAUUGAGGCCAUUGUGGAGGCAAUUCAUCCAAAGAAGGAAUCGAAAAGUUACUGUUCAUCUUCACAUGGUGAAAAGAGAAAUUCUGGCUCAGUUGAUCAUUUGGAGUCAAAGAAACCAGAACUUCCUUCAGAGAAGGAUGUCAAUGGACCCAAUCUUUUUGAACGGGCGAAAGAAGAGAUUGAGUCGCUCAUGUACAAAGGGGAGUCACCACACCAUCAUCAUAAGGAAACUCAUGGAAGAAGUGAUGAUAUUGACGAGAGUACCCCAAUCAGUGCAGUUAAAGGCCCAAAUGUGUUUGAACGAGCAAAGGAAGAAAUUGAGGCUCUUAUUGAGACAAUUCAUCCGAAGAAGGAUUCUGGUACUGCUGUUUCCUCACCAAAGUAG